AGAUGGAGUACAUGAGCCGCCUGAACAUCGCAGAGAGGAUUACUACAUCUCUUCAGCAGCAACAGACCGAGGAAAUAAAAGCACAAUAGAUUAACCUUUUUUUUCUUUUUCUUUUUUACCAACAAGCUGUGGAUUACAAAUUGGAUAUUGGAGUACGUGUGUUCACUGUGCUUUGCAGGAAGUUUCGACUUAAUGAGACCUCGGACAUUGCUGGGAUUUACCUCAAGGUCUUGAGCUUUCAGCAGGAAGUGAAAGGCAAGCCACGGAGCGACCCACCCCUCUCCAUCUUACCUACAGCCAAAUAUGACGAGUACUCAACUGAAGCCUUCACUUGAAAGAUUGCUCCAUGUGCAAUGCGAUCUGGAUGUCCAUACAGUCAAGGAGGGGCCUAUCCUGUGUUCCAACACCAGAGUAACGUUUGUUUGCUUACAUCGCCUCAGAACAACAAUGUUUCACCUGUACAAGUGGUUUACCCAGCAAAUGGAGCACAAUACAACAUGGGAGCCACUCCAUAUCUUGGGGAAUUCAGCGUGGCUCAUAGUCUAACUCAGUGGCAGCAAGGCAAUGCACAAUCACAACAAAAUUUCCAGGGACUCCAAAAACUGGACUCUGUAUGUGCUAAUGAGAACUGUGUGAGACAAUCUGCACAUAACAGUGGACAACAAAGACGUUGGAACAUGCAAAAAGAGUCAAAUUUGAACAAUUACACAGGACUGAAGCAUAGACAAAAUCUAAAUUUUGCCUUCUCAGUUGAUGCCACUUCUGCAGCACUUUGGGAAAAUGGCCUUGGAAUUGCAGCACAGACAUGUCAUUCAUUGACUCAGUGUUCUUCUCUGCCCGGGAGCAAAAAGCAGAGAACUUGCCCACUGUUGUCUUCAUUACUAACAGUAAAACCUCCGGAUUACAAAGAGUUUGUGACCACUCCUCCUUCUUUGUCAGGCAAAACUAAUGCCAAGAUUGAACUGAAUACUAGCACUCAUUUUUCAGGUGACUUGGAUUGUCCAGGAGGAACUAAUUCCUCCCCCGGCCAGCAGCAGGCCUCCUCCCCUUCUCCCAGCAGUCAGUUAUACCCAGAGAACGUCUUGCCAUUUGGAGAAAUGUUGCCACCUACAGAUGAUGACAUACAGGCAUUUAUUUUAAGAAGUGUUGUAGAUUUUACAACUCAGACUAACCGAAAUAACGGACAUGCACAUUCUUACGCCACAUGCCUGUCUGGCUGCAUGCCAAAGACCAACAGUAAAAUCCAUCACUCAAAAACCACUGUCUGUGACAAAGAUGAUAUGGAUAUGCAAAUUCUCAACUGCGCUGCAAGUGUAAUGCCUUCUUUAGAUGCUUGUCCAGCUGCACUGGGGCACUGGUCAAAGGGCAGCAGAGCAAAUACUGAGUUUAUUCCAAGGUCUAAAGAGAGGAGGGAUUGUGCUACAUCUGCAUCAAAGAAACAUUCAACAGAAUAUCCACAAAUUAUUGGGAAAGUUGCUGCCUCUUGCACAAAGAAUGAAGAUGAGAGUCCAGUAGUAAUCAUCGCAGUGCCUUCAUUGACCUUGGAUGAACUCACUGAGAAGCACCCCAGUUCAUCACUCCACUGCAGCUCAUCGCAGGAACAACAUAAGUCUCUUGGGGAUAAUAUUAACAAGAAUUUGGAUGACACAGAACAGAUGCCUGGUGUUUCUUGGGCUCUCAAGCACCUGAAAUACAGGGAUAAAGGAGCUACAGGCCUGAAACCAGUUGAUGCAGUUUGGUUGGACAAUGUGCAAGGUGUGACUGAUGUCUUGGAAGAUCUUAAAACUAAGUCAAGUUCAGUGCCAUCUGAAAACAGAAUAUCUGAACCCACAUCAUUUACUGAAAAUCAAGAGAAAAAAAAUCACAUUGCACAUUGCAAGCCAAAUUCACCAAAUGUUAUUCAGAUUCACAAUGUUAUAUCAAUUACUACUAAUCAAAUUGAUCAGCUGUGCAACCAAACAAGCUAUGAAGUUGUGAGGGAGGAUCUGUGUUCUGUGUAUCCACAAACUGAUGUAAGAAAAGCACUUUCUGAAAAGAACGUGAAAGAGAAGUCCUCUCUAUCUGAAAGAGAGAGUACGGAAGGAAGCUAUGUGCGAUUUCUCAAAGAUCCCCAAUAUGAAGACAUUUCGGAUAAUGAAGACCUGCCUCAGCUAGAUACAAAGCUCCCGGUCCCAGAGCUUGGGGAUUUUAGUGUCUCAAUACGUUUUGAAGACCUGCAGUAUGAAGAUAUAAGUGAAGAUGAAAAUUCACAGACUGGUAAUAUGACUCCGGAGAGGCCUUUGCUUACUCAAGCGCCUGAAUCAGAGAAACAUGUACAUGUGCCAUGUCAAGUUUUGGAAGAUGAAGAUGAGACUGAUGAUGAGAUGAGUGAUGACUGGAUUGUCAUCCCUAUAGAGGUAUCUGGCCUUAGGUUUGAACCAGAAGACGAAUACUGCAAAAGCCAAGAAAAAGUGGUGCCAGUUGAUGGUGCAAGCGGAGACAAAACACAGCUUGACACGGGUCCAACACACUGUGACUCUAAUCGGCCAGCUCCACCUUUAUCAUCCCAGAUCGAGGUGUUUGACACACGUGAGAGCUUUCUAAAAGCUCAAGGUGUACAAUUUCCCAGUAUAUGUGAGGUGGCAUUAGGCUGCCACUCAACAGAAUAUGAUGUGGAUGCUUUGGAUGAACCACAGAACAAGAGAGAUUCGAGCUCUGACGCUGAAGAAAGCUCUCAAACUGAUGACAGUUACGAUUACUCAUCUGGAUCAGAACUCAACUUUAUGACACCUUCCAGGAAGUCAUGGAACAAGGGAUUAGCGGCAGAUGAAAAUAAGGUUGACGAUGAUAAAGUAGAGCAAAGGCUUGAACGAAUGAUUCCAGCCGAAGCUGCCUCCAAGCCUGUUCAGCAAAAUACUAAUGAACAAAAGACUUCAAAAAUCACAACAAUAAUCAUUGAUUCUGACACAGGGGAUGAAAGUGAUCAAAACUACAGGAAAAAGGCAGAAAGCAAAGGAUGGUUCUCAGAUUCAGACGGCGAUGAACAUUCCCAUUAUAGUCAACAAAAGAGACAUUCACCUGGAACUGUGGGCAGCGGGUCUGGAACUGUUAAAAAGAAGUUUAGGAAAAAACGACUGCACUGUACAGAAAAGAAUGGACAGCUGAUUAAAACCAAAGGUGCCUCUGAUCAUGUCCAACAUAAUGUACAAAAGAAUUCAACAGAUGAAAGAUAUGAUAUUGUAAUCCUUGACUCUGACAGUGAUGGUAACCAAAACUGUAAUGAGUUCAAUGGGAGGAGAUUGUUCUCUUCAGGGUCAGCAGAAAGUUAUGAUGCCCCAUGUGUUCAACAACGGACACAUUCAGCCGAAACAGUGGAUGGCAAAACUGCCAAAGAAAAGGUCAGAGAAGCCCAACCAUCUUCUGCAGGUUCAUCACUGGCACAGCACAAAUCUAAACUUUGCUAUUCACACAUUAAAAAAGCGACACAGGAUGCACACUCGGAUAUGUCACAUGGUACAGAAAAGAAUAGACAGCUGGUUGAAGCUGAAAGUGACUCUGGGCAUGUUCAACAGAAGACCAAACAACCAAGGAUACCAGAACAAAGAGGAACUACAGAGAAAAGACUAUCAUCACGAUCUGAAGAAAAUGAUGAUACCUUAUUUGCUAUAAAAAGCAGACAUUCAGCUGAAACUGUGGACAGUCUUCAUCAAACUACAAACAAAAAACCUAAAACAACAAGACUGUCAUCAGAAGAAGUUCAGAAGAAGCUACCCCAGUCUGUAGAGGAGGAGGAGGACUCCACUUUGAUUCUUAAUCCUUUGAUUCCUCGCUUUGUUAAUCAGCAGUCUUCUCAACCCACUGAAUGCUUGAAACUGUUAAAAUGUAAAAUCCAGGUCCCAAAGACCCCCACAGAAACCAGCAGGAAAACUGCAGGAACUGCACUGAACUCAUACAGAAAUAAGAGAGUAAGAUUUGAAAAACUUUCGAAUGAUGGAAACCAUUCGACAAAGAAUAUGGUUCAGGCUAUCGUUGAGCAAUCCGAACGUUCAUUCUCUAGCCAGGAGAGCUCAGCUCCUUCCAGUAGCUCAUCAAAUCACGAUUCCUUCAGGGAUGCUAGACCAGGACGUAGUCACUAUGACAGGGCACCCAGACAGAGGCACAACUCUCAGAGAGUCUCCGACCCCACUGAAACUAGGCGAGAAGGGGAGAGGUGCUGAACCCCUCCAGGACCCCAUCUGAGAAGGAAAAGCUGCCAGAAAUUCACACCCUUGGACAAAUGAUUGAUGAACGAAAGCAGCAGUUAAUGUUGGUUGUAGCUGCAUUUGUGAAUGGUACAAUGACUGAACACAUAUACCUAUACUGUAAAUAAUAUUUUUUAUUUUAAUUAUUAACUGUGGGUAUGCAAGCAUAUGAUAUCAGCUGUUUGGUCGAUGUCACCUUUUUAAUUUUUAUGUUUUGGUGUCAAAUAAAAAUAAAUACCCCUUAUUUUUACAAGCUACCUCAAAA
Molecule: messenger RNA, 4485 nt
Organism: Acanthopagrus latus (yellowfin seabream)
Lineage: Eukaryota; Metazoa; Chordata; Actinopteri; Spariformes; Sparidae
Exons: 4
Coding region: 354-4196 (1280 amino acids)
Source: RefSeq, a predicted model, not a curated record